CCUGGCCCAGCUGAGCUCGUUGCCAAUUCUGCUGCUCGUCGCUGCCUUACAUGGGCACUCAUCGGUAGGUCCGGUCUUGCGGGCAUGGGUCUGACGUUGACCACUCCGAGCACUACUGUCUUCUUGGGACUCGGAAUUUCUUCCUGCAUCGAGGUACACUCUUAUUUUCUGAAAGAGCAUGCUCAAGCUACCGCUGUCAUCUUAGCAGAGGUCAACCGUCAAAUACCUUAUCGGUUCAAAAAGGAGUUAACAGUAUCGACUGUCCCAGUAUAAUUCAUUCCCUAGGCGUGGCUCUGGCUGAAAUUGAUACGAUCUUUUUCCGCAAGAUACAUACCUUCUAUGUCUAUCUUCCAGUACCUACGAAAUUCCGUGUGGGGAACUCUCUGGAACCCUGCUUGUGCUUUUCUAAUCAAUGCCUCGGAAGUGCGUUGAUCAACCAUAUGAAUCCUAUGAGCGUAGAUGAGCGUCUAACCCGAUGUUCUUUUGCAGGUGAACACUAAACGGAUAGACCA
Molecule: messenger RNA, 512 nt
Organism: Lentinula edodes (shiitake mushroom)
Lineage: Eukaryota; Fungi; Basidiomycota; Agaricomycetes; Agaricales; Omphalotaceae
Exons: 1
Coding region: 85-273 (62 amino acids)
Source: RefSeq, a predicted model, not a curated record